Nerophis lumbriciformis (worm pipefish) is the source of this 2232-nucleotide messenger RNA. The record is from RefSeq and is a predicted model, not a curated record. NCBI's taxonomy places the organism in Eukaryota, Metazoa, Chordata, Actinopteri, Syngnathiformes, Syngnathidae.
AUGUCAAACUCUGCUUGUUUAAUAAUGCAGGUCACCACCAAGGAAACAGUUCUGAACCCCAAUGCCAAAGUGUGGCAGGAGAUUCCUGCCCUCCAGAAUGACAUUUCUGAGGGGACAGACAACUCCUCUUGGCUGCAGACCUACCCUCACAACUCUGACAUGACUGAAGAAUACCCUGAUGUUCUCGCUCCUGGGGGAAAGGGAUGCGACUCUGACAUGCCCAACAACACUGAUUAUUCCUGUGUGCCCACAGAGUGCAUUGUGAAUGAUAUUGACCAAUUUGAUGUAGGGUUUUUAGCCCCAAACCCUAAAACUGAGGCAACUAUUGAAGUCAUACAAGAACAACCCAUGUCUGAGAGUCAAAGAGAGACUUUAAAGAAAAAACUAGAGUUCUGCUUUUCAAGAGAGAACCUGGCAAAUGACCAGUACUUGAUAUCGGAGAUGGACAGUGAGCAAUUUGUGCCAAUAUGGACCAUAGCAUGCAUGGAGGACAUCAAAGCCCUCACUACUGACAUGGAUCUCAUUGUGGAUGUACUGAGAGAAUCGCCGUUGGUUCAAGUUGAUGAAGCUGGAGAGAAAGUUCGUCCCAAUCACAGUCGCUCCAUAAUUAUCCUGCGAGAGGUGCCAGAGACUACACCAGUAGCGGAGGUGGAAGGACUUUUUAAAAGUGAACAAUGCCCGAAUGUGUUAAGUGCUGAAUUUGCACACAACAGCAACUGGUACAUUACUUUUCAGUCCGAUAUGGAUGCACUUAAGGCUUACAGAUAUCUACGAGAGGAAGUGAAAAUAUUUCAGGGAAAGCCAAUCAUGGCCCGCAUCAAGGCAAUAAACACAUUCUUUAGUAAGCCAGGCUUCAGCAGUGUGGACCCCAGUGUGUACAACCAGCCAACCCAGCCCCCGGUUGCUUAUGGCUCCCCUUUAUACAUGCAGCAGGUGUACAGUGCUCAGCAGCAAUACCCCGUCUAUCCAGCUCUGGCCCAACCCUGGAAUGCUACAUCAAUACCUUACUUUGAAACACCUCUGGCACCAUUCCCAAACAAUGGAUUCAUGACUGCUUACAACAGCGUGGGGAACUUUAAAUCGAAUUCAAACUCUAAUCCAGCUGUGGGCAGGAACCGGAAUCAUUUGAAGGGAUACUUUCGGCCUGGUGACACACUCGUAUCCCCUCCAGUGGCUCCCCCACCCCUAAUGGAUGGCUUGUUGAGGCCCUUGACCUCACAGCCCCUUCAGACACCAUCAACUUUGAUUACCACUGCUUCAGUCAACCUUUCCUCAUUACGCCCUAAAACCAGUUCUUUGAAGGACAAUAUGCCAAGUGCCGAUCUGAACGGUGAUCUACGAGCUAGAAAGAGUAACAACUACAGGGGCAUGAGAAAGAAAAGAGAGGAUGACCAUACCACGAAGCCCACUCCUGUGACAGAAGUCGAUGUGCCGCCUCCACCAAAGUUUGACCUGGCAGCUUCCAAUUUCCCUCCAUUGCCAGGAUGUGUAGUUAGCGUAACGGAAGACAAGACACCAGAGAUGCGUUUGUCUGAUGUUGUACGCGGUCUAAAAGUGACCAAUAAAGUUGCAUGCAACAAGGUUAAUGAACAUAAACCUUCAAACAUCUCAGAGCCUCCAGUUCCAAGUCCUGUUAGUUCAGAUGUGACGCCUAGUGCAGGUGUGACACAGAAACCUGCCCAGCCUGUUACAAGCUUGACUUCCCUGGUCAAAGAGGUGGAGGAGACAAAUAUUAACUUAACAAAUGAAAUGGUGUCAUCCAUCAAGGCUGUUAGUCCAACAGAGCAGGCUCCUCCCCUUUGUAGUCAUGCCAUCUCCGAAGAAGCAUUUCCUCCAUUUCACAGCUCCGAAGAGGAGCCAAAAAAGCUCAGCUAUGCUGAAGUGUGCCAACGGCUGGCUAAGGAUGGACCAUCAGCACAGACACCUACCCCAGUUCCCCCGCCGUCUUCGGCUGUUCAGCCCCUUCAAGAGCUCAAGGUUAACAGAGGGGAGGAUCCAAGAGCCAGUAACAGGCACGCAACAGAUAUAUCAGACAAACAUGGGGACAACUGCCUUCCUCGUCAAGCCUCGCACACUUAUUACGGCUUUAACCGUACUGCCCGAAGUGGAGGUGCAGGGUUAAAGAUUUGGGACCAUCCCAGAAACACUGGGGGAAGCAAAACUUUUUCCCCUCCGCGAGGAAUCAGGAGGAGUGGCAAGGAACAGAACAUUCCUCCAAGGUCACCAAAAUAA